Messenger RNA from Annulohypoxylon truncatum, 1316 nucleotides. Its product is annotated as DUF1000-domain-containing protein. The transcript has 3 exons. The record is from RefSeq and is a predicted model, not a curated record. Bases 138 to 1115 code for a protein of 325 amino acids. NCBI's taxonomy places the organism in Eukaryota, Fungi, Ascomycota, Sordariomycetes, Xylariales, Hypoxylaceae.
CUGGUCGUACCUGACAGGGAUUACCACCUUCCCCCACCAUAAAUGCUCCUCGUUAAUUCUUCAACCUUCUAAACUUACAACACCUUAACACCGACCAAGAAUACCAAGAGUACCGUCAGCAUCACUUGCUAGUAAAAAUGGCCGGGCCCGUAGAGAUUCGGUCGUCCGCGCAGUUUAGCGAAUUGCUGAAGAGCUCGCGUAUUGUGGUGGCAGAUUUCUACGCAACGUGGUGUGGACCAUGCAACCAAAUCGCUCCUUUCUACGAGCAGCUCUCGAGACAACUCUCGCGCCCUAAAGUGGCCACAUUUGCCAAGGUCAACGUCGAGGCUGACGGCGCCAAAGCCGUCGCGACCGAAUAUGCCGUCUCAUCGCUUCCUACCUUCAUCAUCUUUCGAGAUGGCUCCGUUGUGGAUAAAGUAAAGGGCGCCGAUCCGAAGAAGCUUCAAACCGUCAUUGAGAAGCUAAGUGGUGAUAUCGAAAACGCAUCUCAAGGAGGUGGCAGCUCUAGUGGCAUAUCAUGGAAGGGAGCCGACCUACCUCGAGGUUACACCGACGUCUCGGAUAGCAUCGACGUACGUGGACUGGAACUUUUGAAUGCAGAUGAAUCUCACUUCUCUGUUCGAAACCUCUUCAACAAAAAUAAGCCUUCGGCACUAUCUAAGGAUGCGGCUACAGGUGAUGAAAAGGACUGGGUAGAGAGUGAUACCGAUGAGCAGCUUUUGCUCUUCACACCUUUCAACUCGGCCAUCAAGCUUCACACUAUACAGAUUACUUCUCUACCUCCCACGGGCGAUGAUGACGACGAUGACGUUCCAAUGAGACCAAAGACGCUCAAACUCUUCACGAACCGACCACAUAACCUGGGUUUUGACGAAGCCGAUGACAUUAACCCAACCCAGACAAUUGAGAUCGGCGAGAACGACUGGAACGACAACGGCACCGCGAACCUAGGCUUACGAUUUGUCCGAUUCCAGAAUGUCACGAGCCUCGUGAUCUUCGUUGUUGACGGUGAUGGUGACGGUGACAAGGUUCGAGUGGACCGAAUAAGAUUUAUUGGUGAGUCUGGUGAGAAAAGAGAAAUGGGCAAGCUUGAGAAGAUUGGCGACGAACCUUGAGAAUAAUUCUAUUACGAAAGAAAAUCUUAUUCAUAUAGGCAAGCGUCAAUCAGUUAUGAUCAUGGAUGAGAACAACGAAUGGAAUGCGGUUAUAGACUCGGGAUACCUUGGGACCGCAUCUAUAUAGAUGAGAUCAAUUGAUGGCUGCAAUGCUUUUAGUAGUGAAUGCGUUUCCAUUGUUAACAGCUACAAUAGUAGCAU